GUGGUAUUCGCUAAUAAACUGAGGUACAGGUUACCCCAGUGCGCCGCUCCCUCGCUGAAGAAGUUUUUGUGGCCCGCGCUAGAUGGCUUCAACCGGCCCCCAGGCAGCCGCCAGCGCAUGGACAAACGACGAAAGCAAUUGAUGUUUAAACAGACCAAGGGCUGUCACUCUGAUGAAUCAGCCCCGUACGGGGAAGGGCCGAUACCGGGUGCAGGAUGUGACUACUGGAAUAUCGAUACUAAACAAGACACCCCGGGAUGUGUUAGUUGCCGACACUCUACAAGGACGGCCGGUGGACGCGGUCCACCAGGAUCUUCCCCCCCAGCCCCUUCCAGCUGGCGAACAGGUCGACACCCAAUCCCCGACUUCUCCUCUUCCGACUUCCCUUCGCCUGUUUCCACCAAAAGGGGUAGCAGCCGACGUCAGGGAAGACAUCGGCAAUAAGGGGGAAAGCACCACGGGCCACCUAUCCCUGGAGGACCAGUUGCUGCAGGAGCGUGCUGACCGGCGGCACGUUACUCAGAAAAUGCAAGAGGAAGAACAUCUGGCCAUUGACAAGCUUGUACUGAGCUCCAAUGAUUGGUAUAUCGGCGAGUGGAACUUACAGGAAAAACGGCGAAAACGGUCAAAAUGUUGA
Aspergillus campestris IBT 28561 is the source of this 637-nucleotide messenger RNA. RefSeq lists its product as uncharacterized. The coding region runs from base 173 to 637 and encodes 154 amino acids. Lineage: Eukaryota; Fungi; Ascomycota; Eurotiomycetes; Eurotiales; Aspergillaceae. The transcript has 2 exons. The record is from RefSeq and is a predicted model, not a curated record.